Oreochromis aureus is the source of this 5522-nucleotide messenger RNA. It is a transcript of the gene hnf4b, whose product is annotated as hepatic nuclear factor 4, beta. Gene Ontology annotation, molecular function: zinc ion binding; RNA polymerase II cis-regulatory region sequence-specific DNA binding; nuclear receptor activity. The record is from RefSeq and is a predicted model, not a curated record. Gene Ontology annotation, biological process: anatomical structure development; positive regulation of transcription by RNA polymerase II; cell differentiation. The coding region runs from base 264 to 1526 and encodes 420 amino acids. The transcript is spliced from 10 exons. NCBI's taxonomy places the organism in Eukaryota, Metazoa, Chordata, Actinopteri, Cichliformes, Cichlidae.
UUGAGAGGAUCGUCAUGGUGCAAGCUUUUCAGCACACCACAAGAAUGUUAGAAGUGACAUUUUAAAGAAGAUUAAUACCUGUUGAGUGGCUCGAGAGCACAAAAACAAAAGCUUUCAAACAAUAGUGAGAAGGAAAAGAAUUGGACCCACACACGGGAGACUUGUGAGGGAUGAGAACUAAGCCGAAUGCAUGACCUGGAAGUUAAAAUUGACACUGCUGGAGCUUUGCAUAUCUCAGAAACCCUUCACAGAGUCCAGAGACCAUGAAGCUUACUGGGGCUAUCCUUAAACUGGAGUGCACUCAUGGCAGCACAGAGACUAAACUGUUAAACAACAUGAUGCUGGUUCCUCUACGAGCAAAUAAAACAGGUUCACUAGGGUCAGCAUCCUCCUCAUCUCUGUCAGGGACUGAUGGCGCGAAGACUCAAUGCUCCAUAUGUGCAGACAGGGCCACAGGUAAACAUUAUGGUGCACCCAGUUGCGAUGGCUGCAAGGGCUUCUUCAGGAGGAGCAUUCGCAACAACCACACUUACAGCUGUAGGUUCGACAGGCAAUGCAUUGUGGACAAAGACAAAAGGAACCAAUGCCGCUACUGCAGGCUACGAAAGUGUUUCAAGGCCGGAAUGAGAAAGGAAGCUGUUCAGAAUGAGAGAGACUGCAUCAACAGUCAGAGAGCCAAGGAGCAGACAGUGGGCACUUUGUCCAUCAGUGUGCUGCUGCAGGCAGAGACCACUGUUCAGCAGUUCCCAGCACUUCUCUCUCCUAGGAGCCAUGACAUCACCACCAAGAAGACAGCAGGCGUGGGAGAGGUGUUCGAGUCCAUGAAGCAGCAACUCCUCCUGCUGGUGGAAUGGGCUAAACACAUCCCAGAGUUUUGUAGCCUUCCAAUAGAUGACAGGGUAACCCUUCUACGAACCCACUCUGCAGAACAUCUUAUCUUAGGGGCAGCAAGACGCUCACUGCCUUAUAAUAAUGUCAUUCUUCUAGGUAAUGACUUUGUGAUCCCACUGAGAGGUGCAGAAGUAGAGAUAUCCAGAGUGGCAUUCAGAAUUCAAGAGGAGCUGGUCAAACCUCUCAGAGAGCUGGUCAUCACAGACAAAGAGUUUGCUUGCCUCCGGACGAUUGUCUUCUUUGCCCCAGACUGUUCGGGACUGAAGAGUCCUCAGGUGGUUCGACAUCUCCGUUUCCAGGCCCAUCUUCUCUUAGAAGAAGCAACAUGUGAGCAGCGGGGAAGGUUUGGGGAACUCCUGCUGAUCCUGCCUCCCCUGCAGAGUGUGGCCUGGCAGAUGGUUGAAACUCUUCACUUAGCACAGCUGCUUGGCGAGGCCAAAAUGGACAGCCUGCUGCAGGAAAUGUUGCUAGGGGAGGGAACCGAAACGGGACAAGGAGUCUGUACAGGAAACGACCCUACUCAAGACCAGCAGAAUGACCUGAAUGCUUCACCUGCAACCUUCCCAUCUGUGAUCUGUCAGGCUUCAAUGACUCCUACAAGUGGCUUCCUUGCUGCCCACACAGACUGGCACUGAGGUGUACAGACAUGGAAAAUCUGCCAGUGUGCCCACAACAUACCGAAGGCACCUGUCCACACCAAGAAACCCCUUGAAAAACAACCUAACCGAGGAAAAUGGGCAAUGUUACAAGUUCGAACCAGCAAACAUCCUAAUACUCACACUCAGCUAUAUACAUACAUAAGCUACAUACAUGCAAUUAUGAAUCACUACUGAGAAAAUAAUGUUAUUGUUAUCUGAGAAACUACAAAAAUAAAAAGUUUAUAUUUUAUACAGGAACUCGUGAAAAAUUGGAAUAAUGACAUUCAACACUUUGCUAAAGAAAGCUAAGGCACACACUACAGUAAGUAUGGUUAACUAAUUGCUAACAAAUGAUAGAAUAAUACGUAGACAGCUGAAAUGCAAAAUCCAUCAUCUGUCAGCAGAGGGCACAAAAAGCCAGUGCUUGAACAUAUUAGCUGGAGCUGUGGGGCUAUUGUUUUAUCCCAAAUCAAAGCCUUGACUAAUGGUGUCAACAAUUUGCUGCGGAAGUAAUUAAAGGAGUGAAAUCCCCACUGUCAAAUCACUGCAAGGAGAGCAAAAGUAACAGAAUAUUGCCUAAAGGAAAAUAAGAAUAUUUUAAAUAAAAACGGUUAACACCAUCAACCAGAUACCUGUUGUACCUGUUCCCGAAAGAAUUCACUUAGAUGAGCAGUGAAGGUUGUUAUUAGAAAGGUUUGAUGUGAUGAGUGAUGAGGGCUCAACAGCACUGUCACAAAAUUAUGGUCUGCAACCCGUUUCUUCUUUCUUGCUACCCUUAUUGUUUUGAUAUCUCUAUCCCCUCAAAGAAAUCCAUCCUUUCCUCUACCAUGGAGGCAUGAACAGCAAUACUCACAGCAGUAUGUAUAAUCUAAACACAGUAUUGACUGUUAGUUCCUUUGUCCUGAAUAUCUACCAUAUGUGCUUUCCUAAAAACUAAAUACUUAGAUGUUUUCUUUUAAGACAACAUCAGGUCUGUGACAUAUUAGCCUAUUCUUAACUAGUGGAAGAAUCAUCAGUUUUGGAAGAAGUAUAUAAAACAAUAUGUAACUUUAAUGUGGUUUGGUGUAAUUCGAGACAAAGAAUUGCUUCUUCAGCAAAGACUCUGGAAAUUUUCUGGAAGUUUCUAUUUCCUUUACAGCAAAUGCAGAACAGUGUUUGGCACAGAAAGUAUGCCCCGACCACAUGUUCGACGCAGAAGAAAAAGAACAAAUACACCGAGAGAACUGUAAAUUUACGAUUCGAAGAAAAAAAAGACCUUUUUCUAACUUAAAUAAAUACAUUUUCCUGCCUAUUUAUUUUAAUGGUAGAGCACAGAAAAUUAAAGGAAAGUUAAAGAAAGGGGGUUUUUUUGUGCCAAAAUCACGUUCUGUCUAAAGAAAGACCUUUUUUUGAUGAAACAUAGCUGAAUCAAUAGAUUGUGCGGUUGACUCUUUCUCUACUGCCCUGAAAAAACAACGAACAACUUUCAACUUUCCUCAAACUUUUCCUGAAGUUUAAAAAAGAAUAAUAGCAAACAACAUGUAGUGAUUACAAAAUCUGAAGUUUCAAAUCUAUCUGUGUUGACCUACAUUCACCAGUCAGCACGUGUGGGAGAAUUGAGAAACAGUUUUAUCAUGUAAGGGAGGAUAUUUGGAAACAAAAAGACGAGUGGAAAAAUCUCCAAAUGGGCAUUUCUUCUGAAAAACUUUCUGUGCAACAACACAACUCUUAAGUCAGACUCAGGUACUUUUAAUGAUAUAUGGUGCCAGCAGGACUGCUUCGCUGAAUAUAGUCUAAAUAAACUUGAGUUUCCCAAAUAGACUCUGUCACGGUGUUCAUCUUUGAAGGGUUCAGGUUAGGGACUGUAAUUACGCAAUCAUAUCUAUUUGAACUGACAAAUAAUUAGAACUGGAUUGUUCACUUUUCACAUACUCGCCCAGCACUGACUCUCACAGCCAAUCAAACAGUUAAUUAGGCUUUUAAAAGGGAACACAAGAUAGCUGCCAAAUUGGGGUCCUUGUCAUACUCGGGUUUCAUUGUCACUGUAAAAAGGUAAGCAAUGACACUGCUGUGAUGUCUUUUUACUUCCCAAGGGCCUGCUGUGAGGCAGUCUAUUGAUCUGACAAGCUCAGCAGAGAGCGAAGUGAUGCUGAAGUGUUAAAAGCUGAAUACUUGCUCUCAGUUGUCAGUGUCAUCCCGUACAUUCACAGUGGAGGGAGUCCACAGGCAGGUUUUUUUGUCUCUGCUAAAUGUUCUUUUAAAAACAAUAUUUAACCUCUUUAGUUUCUACAUCAAAGAUCAGCUGUCUGCUUUUCAUGUAGGAGAGUCACAAAUUUGCUGGAGCUUCUUGGAUUUCUGCUGUACAAAUAUUGUCCUGUGUUGAAUCGCCCUCUUAAAGGGAAUGAAGGGCUUAAUUAUGACACAGUAAUAUUUGGUUGUGCCAGGAAAUCAGAAAAAAGAAGGGAAACGAUAAUAUCAUCAAACCAAGACAUGUUAAAAAUCAUACCUUCAGCCAUCCAAGUUCUAAAAAAUUUUAUUGAAACCACACGAAUUUCCAAACUUUGAUGACCUAAACCAUUUGGAACAAAAGAACAGUAUACAGAGUUAAGUAAGUUAAAGUAAGUUAAACUCAGAUUUGUGAAAAAAAAUAAAAGAAAGACUGAGAAACUCUUGUGGUAAACCCCAUAGUUUAAAGACAAACACAUGAUUACAGAUUGUUAAUAUUUUUAAAAGUUUCAAACUCCACAGAUUGAUGCUACAUCUCCACCUCAUGGUUGACAUCCUUUGAGAAUAACAGUACUACAGUAGCAUUGAUUUUCUGGAGGAACUCUGCAUAAUGACCAAGUGGUGGAGUUUGUGCAAAAGAAGAAACCAUUAAAAUUUGCAGUGGAUACUAUGCAUCUUUUUAAAAAUUAAAAAUAAAAAACAUUUGAAAAUAGGGCAUUUAUUUUAUUGGAAGAUGUACUCAUUUCUAUCUUACUGGAGUUAUAUUUUGCUCAGUCAAUGACAUCAACAACCCAUGUAAAAAAAAAAAAAAAAAGCUGCAAAUGAAAAGCUUUGUUUCAUCCAUUGUAGUAAAGUUGCACAAUGUUGGUCUACAUAACAGUUUUGGGUGAUAUAGCUAAGAGACCAAGAACACAUAAAAGAAACAAAACACAAAUAGUGGAUCAGCCACUAUAUUACUUAAAACACUAAGUACAUACUUGUCAAUUGUACAUACAUACUUGUACAUACUUGUCAAUUGCAGGUAGCAACACUUACUUUUUUGAUAAAGCUUAUACUUAAGACUAGAUCUGUUGACCCUGAACAAACCCAUAGUACUGCUGCACUAGGCUCUAGCUGCUGCAGGAUUUCAUGUAAUAUACUGUGAUGCACUGCGCACUUCUUCUCCACUCACCUCCUUUCACUCCCUACAUGUUUAUAUAGCUCUGCAGAAUGUUGACUGUCUCCCUGCGCUUUUUCUUUCCUCGUGUCUUUCUUCUUUACUCUUUUCCCCUCACCCCUCAGCUGGUCAUGGCAGAUGGUUGCCUUGCCCUGAUCCAGGUCCUACUGGAGUGUUUCCUUCUGUUAAAAGGGAGUUUUUCCUUCCCACUGUAGUAAAGUGCUUGCUCAUAGAGGAUAAUUUAAUUGUUGGGAUUUUCUCCCAAACACUGUAAAGUACAUCCAUUACGCUAAGGUGACUGUUGAUUUGAUCUGUUGACCAGUGAGUUUCAGACCUGCUGCUGCUGCUCAUACCCUGAAGAUCACUUGUGUCAUUUUCCAUCUUACUAACUUCAAGCAACUAAAAAAAAUCACCUUAACUUAAAUAAAGCCUACACUAUCGUUGCCUUACAUUUCUAUUUCUGUCUUGUACUGAAGUGUGCAUUUGCCACUAUUUCUAGACAUUUGCCAUUAUUAUGUUACCAUUAUGGAUAACAGAUAGUCUUCUUUGCUACAAAUAUUAUUGCUUUUGCGUUACAGGUGGCAGAACUUCUACAUAUACAUCCAAAAAUAAACACUUCUGUUUCCCAUUAA